AAGCUCUAUUCUCCUAUGAUUAUUUACUUUAUUUUUGGUUUUAUUCAGACUAUUUCUUACAAUUUGGAAGAUUCAGCCGAAAGUACACUUCAUGCUGAUCACGAUAGUUGUUACAAUGAACUAGUAAACAUAAAUGAAGAUCUAACAAAUCUUGGAAGAAUUUUAAAUGAAUUACGUGAAGCUUGUACGCUUAAUUACCCCCCACCUUCCCCUACAACUUUCAAAAAAGAGAAAAAAUCGAAAAAAUCAACAAAAAAAGUUCAAAAAGCAGCCAAAAUGGUUGGGAAUGAAAGUAGUUCUUCUAUAUCUACAAUAAGUGAUGGGAGCCAAUCUAAACAACUUGAUUUAGAUGGAUUUCUGGUCCCAACUCCAAUGGAUGAUCUUCGACGAAGCAAUCCUGAUUUAAGCAUUUUAUCCAUGUCCGGAAAUAAUUCAGUGGCUAAAAGUGAAGAGAAAGAUCAUAAAAUUUCAUCAUCAGGUAAAGUACGGGGUUCAACAUUUUCUGUUCAAUCGCAAAAUAUGUCAUCUAAAAUUAAUGAAAUCACAGACGCCCAGAUUCGUUUUAUAUCAUCUGCAACCAAAAUUCACAAAAGUUUGGCGAAUGUAUCUGAAAGUUUUCUUCAUCACGAAGAUGUGAAGCAAAACAAAAGUUAUACCUCUCUAUUAAGUAAGGUAUCACAGCUAUCAAAAGAGAACACCGAUUUAAAUGCUAGAUUGAAGCGGAUCCACCAGGAUUCUGCCGUGUUUGAUCCCAGCGUAUCUGCUUCUAAUGUUCCGAGAAGAAUGAUUGAGUCCAAAAGACACCUUCUGGGAAAAUUGAUGUCAGAAAGCCAAUUAUCGAUUACUGAUACAAGUACAACGGACAUGUUUUACGACGCUGAAGAGUAUUUAUUGUCCGACGAAGAAAGUUCAACAGAUGAAGAAGAAAGUGAAGCUGGAGACGACGAUGUGUCGAGCGAAGCUGAUGUUUCAGAUAAUGAUGAUGCCACAGAUAUUCAAUCCACUGCAGACGUUAGUACCAUGCGAAGAGUAAAACUUCCAUGUCCAAGCCCAGACAGUGAUGUUAGUUUAUGGAAUAUCUUGAAAAAAAAUAUCGGAAAAGAUUUAAGUAAAGUUGCGAUGCCUGUUACUUUAAAUGAACCACUUAAUGCUUUACAGUUACUUUGCGAAGAGCUUGAAUAUAGUGAACUAUUAGAUGAAGCUGCCGUAUGCAGUGAUAAAUAUGAACGAAUGGCUCUUGUUGCCGCAUUCGCCAUCUCUGGCUAUUGUUCAACCUACCACAGAGCUGGACAGAAACCGUUCAAUCCAAUACUUGGUGAAUCAUAUGAAUGUGUCCGAGAAGACAAAAAUUUCAGCUUUGUAGCUGAACAGGUCAGCCACCAUCCACCAAUAUCUGCAUGUCAUUGCAUUGGGAAUACAUAUGAGUUCUGGCAAGAUGUUCGAUUUAAAAACAAAUUCUGGGGAAAAUCGAUGGAAAUAUUCCCUGUAGGAAGCGUCCAUGUAAAACUGAAAGAUUUUGGUUGUACUUAUGAAUGGAAGAAAGUAACAUCAUGCGUUCAUAAUAUUGUUGCUGGGAGUCGAUGGAUUGAACAUUAUGGAGAUAUGGUUAUCACAAGCGAGGAUGUAGUUUGUAAAAUAUUAUUCAGCAAGAGUGGAUACUGGAAUGGCAAACAUGGAGCAAUAUCUGGAGUUGUACUUAACAAUAAAGAUGAAGUAAUGCAUAAACUACAUGGAAAGUGGUUUGAGGGAAUAUUUUGUGAAACUUCGGGCAGAACUAGAUGCAUUUGGAGACCAGGUGUCAUGCCCCAUGAAUUUGAGCGUCAUUAUGGGUUUUCGAAAUUUGCGAUUCAAUUAAAUGAACUUCUUGAACAUGAAAGAAAAGUUCUUCCGCACACUGACACUCGAUUUCGACCAGAUCAGAGGUUGUUGGAAGUUGGUGACGUGGAUGGCGCGGAGAUGGAAAAGCAAAGAGUUGAACAAAUACAAAGGGAUCAGAAACGACUAAGGGAUGCCAACAACAUUGAAUACCUGCCAAAGUAUUUCAAGAAAGUAUCAUCAGGCAACACUGAAAGCUGGAUGUUUAUUGGAAACUAUUGGCAGUGGAGAAAAGAUGGAUUCGCAAACCAUUUAGCUAAGCAGACUGCAUUGUGGUAACAUUUCACAUUUCGCUUGAAUCUAAUAUUGCAGCCACACAUUUUCUUGCACAUGUGCAUUUGGAACCCGCCGUGCACUUAGUGCCUUAAUACGUAUAACAACACUGAUUAAUAUUUUUAUACAAUUAUUGACAGACAGAUUAAUAAUACAAUAUCAGCAACACAUAUUCUUUGCCAAUGUUUCUAUGCAUUUUGCACUUCAUGUUUCUGCUUAUAUGUUUUGCAUGGAUUUAAUUUUUAAGCCAACAUUUCUAUUUUUGUGUAAAAUCUGUACUGAUUUUAUUAUCGAUAUAUACAUCCGGUGUAUUUAAUGCCGUUUUACAUGGCACCAGUACACAAUUUAUGCAGCAAAUUUUAGUAUCCAAUUAUAUACACUAAAUUAUACAGCUACAAAUUUACACCAUUCAGUUUUUUUUUGUAAUGCAAUAGUAUAGCUAUUAUAUACUAAUGUAUCAAAUAGAAAAAUAAAAUUAUGUUGUUUAUAACAAUCACAUUUAAUGCCAAGGUUCUGGGAAAUGAAUAAAUAACUAAAGUUUUAUUGUAAAAUUGAAUUGCUAUGAAAUGUUUUGGUCACAUUAUAAUAACUGAAACAUGAUUGUAUUGUAAUAAUACUGUACUGUUUUAUGGAAAAAUGGACUGUUUUAUGGAAAAAA
Molecule: messenger RNA, 2806 nt
Organism: Ciona intestinalis (vase tunicate)
Lineage: Eukaryota; Metazoa; Chordata; Ascidiacea; Phlebobranchia; Cionidae
Source: RefSeq, a predicted model, not a curated record